Molecule: messenger RNA, 3732 nt
Organism: Phaeoacremonium minimum UCRPA7
Lineage: Eukaryota; Fungi; Ascomycota; Sordariomycetes; Togniniales; Togniniaceae
Product: putative oxysterol-binding protein
Exons: 3
Coding region: 1-3732 (1243 amino acids)
Biological process (GO): piecemeal microautophagy of the nucleus; exocytosis; maintenance of cell polarity
Cellular component (GO): membrane; cytosol; nuclear envelope
Molecular function (GO): sterol binding; protein binding
Source: RefSeq, a predicted model, not a curated record
AUGUCUGAAGCGGGAGAUAGCCAGCACAAGCGGUCUAAAUCAGCGGCCGCCUUGUCUCUCCUCCGCCGACGCGAUACCCGAGGAGACGACGACACUGCUUCUGACGACGGCUCGACCUCAAAUCUUGCAUCUACCCCGACCAUUGCCACAUCUCCGGCCACGAUAUCCAUGGCGCAUCAGAAUUCAGCAAAGGGCCACAACUCCCGGCUAUCCACUGCUGGGUCGGUUAGCAGCCGAGUCCUCCAAAGCCAGAACCCCACCUCAACCUCCCCUUCAACGGCAACGAAAUCGACCGCCACUCUCUUUGAUAAGGGAAACAGCCUGGAGCAGUCGGUACGGAAGUUUCGCAUCGUGGAAGCCUUGAGGAGUGGUGAUACGGCCUCGAUAUCGAGAGCCAUCAGAGACACAGCCGAGAACGGCCCCCGAGCCAGCACUUCUUCCAUCGGCACCCAGUCGGGGCAUAGCUUGGACGAUACCACCAUCCUGCACUUGGCUAUCCAAUGCGCCGAAUUUCCUGUGGUUGAAUACGUUCUGUCUGAUGGCGCCGGAUCCAUCGACAUCAAUGCGAGGGACAAGGAUGGUAACACACCCCUCCAUAUCGCAUCAUUGCAGGGGCGGACCCAAGUCGUGCGACUCUUGCUCGACCAGAAGGACAUCAACGAUGCUGUCGCAAACAACCAGGGUCGUCUACCUCUCGAUCUCGCGCGGAAUCCGGAGAUCUUCCAAUCGCUGCAACUCUCACGUUCACUGUUUGCUGAGAGCAAGGUCAAACAGGUGCAAGAACUUAUCACUCGCGGAGAUUACAAAACGCUAGAGAAGGUGCUAGAAGAGCCCCGUCUGAAGACUGUUCUAGAUAUCAACAGCACCGAGUUUGCAUCGGAUCCAUUGGUGGUGCAAGCCGGCGGCACUCUGCUGCAUGAGGCUGCCAGGCGUAAGAACACGCAACUCAUCCAGCUGCUACUUCUGCAUGGCGCAGACCCAUUCCGUCGCGAUCGUAAGGGAAAGCUCCCCCAGGAUGUGACCAAAGAUGAUGUCACAAGAGCCAUGUUAAAGAAAUCGCCCGCUGCGGUGGCUGCGCAGCGGGGUAUACAGGAAAAGGCCGUGCUUGGCCAUGCUGCCUCUCAAGCGGGCACAUCUACGGCCACUGGAGAUGCUCUUCUUGGUAGAGAAGCCAGGGAGAUGAAGGGCUAUCUUAAGAAAUGGACCAAUUACAGGAAAGGCUACCAACUUCGUUGGUUUGUGCUCGAAGAUGGCGUGUUGAGUUACUACAAGCACCAAGACGAUUCCGGCUCCGCCUGCCGUGGUGCCAUCAAUAUGCGGAUUGCCAAACUCCACAUGAGCCCAGACGAGAAGACAAAGUUUGAGAUCAUAGGGAAGUCUUCUGUUAAGUAUACUCUGAAAGCGAACCAUGAAGUCGAGGCUAAACGAUGGUUCUGGGCGCUCAACAACUCGAUCCAGUGGACCAAGGACCAGAUGAAGGAAGAAGAGCGGCAGAAAGCCCGAAGCGCAGACCUCCUGAAGCAAGCCAUGGCUGAGCAUUCUCAGGGGACUUCCAUCAACGAGAGCGAAAACGGCAGCCUUGCGGAACCGAAGCGGUCUAGCUUCCAGCUAUCGCGACUGCAUAGUGCCAACAAGUCUUUGAGCAAAGUUCCGACAGCUGUUGCCAGCACGGUUGGAAGCAUUGAUGACGACGAUGCCAUGACGGACGAUCUAUCUAGGAUGAGGACCGGCAACGGCGCAUCGAUGAUGCCGGAUGAUGACGACGACGAUGAUGAUGAAUACGGUGACGCUUCUAGUGGACGUGAUGCACCAAAUACCAACAAGGACGCCUUCACAAUCACAGCGCAGUCAGCUAAACUGCAGCUCGAUACGAUGGCGCAAGUCAACGCCGCGCUCAUCACUGAGGCCACGAAAAACCCUGCUCUCACGUUGUCCGACACGAAGACAACGCAGGCCCUAGCGACAUAUGAUGCAGCUAUUCGCUCCAUGACCGGCCUCAUAGGCGAUCUUUUGCGUAUCUCGAAGGAUCGCGAUGCGUAUUGGCAAUACCGCUUGGAUCGCGAGGUUGACAUGAGGCGGAUGUGGGAGGAAAGCAUGGCCCAAGUGGCAAAGGAACAAGAGGUUCUCGAGGCCCGAGUCGGCGAAGCCGAGCUGAAGAAGAAGCACGCGAAACGGAUCCUCAAAGAAGUCAUCGGGACCGGCAUGCUGGAGUCUCCCCGCGACGCUGAGUUUGUUGAAGCGGAGGAGGAGCAAGAUGCCGAGGAAGACCCGCUCAAGUCUCCGACCAAGAGCAUCACUCGACGAGAAACCGUGCUUACAGAAGUUGCCAAUCUUUCCGAAGACGAGUCUGAGGAUGAUGAAGAAUUCUUUGACGCUGUUGAUGCCGGCGAGAUUGAGGUCGAGCCAAUGCCACCAUCUGAGAUGGAGGAGAAGAGUGAACUAGUUGUCACUGGCGGUCUGGAUAUUAGCAGCUCUUUCCACGGUUACGAGAAUGGAAUCAGGACGAAGCUGAAGAUUGACGCCGACAACCGGCCUAAGAUCUCUCUAUGGGGUAUCUUGAAGUCAAUGAUCGGUAAGGACAUGACAAAGAUGACUCUCCCAGUCACGUUCAACGAGCCUACAUCACUUCUUUAUCGUUGUGGUGAAGAUAUGGAGUAUGCAGAUCUUCUAGAUCUGGCGGCAGACCGAACCGAUUCGAUCGAGCGCCUGCUCUAUGUGGCUGCAUUUGCUGCCAGUGAAUAUGCUUCUACCAUUGGCCGAGUCGCAAAACCAUUCAAUCCUCUCCUUGGUGAGACUUUUGAGUAUGUCCGGCCAGACAAGAACUACCGUUUCUUUAUCGAGCAGGUUAGCCAUCAUCCGCCUGUCGGUGCAGCCUGGGCAGAAUCGCCGAAGUGGACCUACUGGGGAGAGUCGGCUGUGAAGUCCAAGUUCUACGGCAGGUCCUUUGAUAUCAACCCUCUCGGUACUUGGUUCCUGAAGCUUCGGCCUACGUCUGGCGGCAAGGAAGAUUUGUACACCUGGAAGAAGGUCACCUCCUCGGUUAUUGGGAUCAUCACCGGAAACCCCGUGGUCGACAACUACGGUCCGAUGGAGAUUAAGAACUGGACUACCGGAGAAAUUUGCUACAUUGACUUCAAGCCACGCGGGUGGAAGGCGUCCAGCGCGUACCAGAUUGCCGGCAAGAUUGUCGAUGCUAAUGGUAGAGUGCGUGUCAGUCUUGGCGGCCGUUGGAACUCCAAGCUAUAUGCACGCCUGACGCCGGGCUAUGAAGCUACUGUUGAGGAGCCUGCUGACGGGGAAUCGGUGCAUCGCGGAAGCAUUACUGACCAGAACCGCGCGUUCUUGGUCUGGCAGGCGCAUGAACGUCCUAAGGGCAUUCCGUUCAACCUGACACCGUUUGUCCUCACAUUCAACCACAUCGAUGAUAAGCUUGCCCCCUGGUUGCCGCCGACAGAUUCUCGUCUGCGUCCCGACCAACGGGCUAUGGAGGAGGGCGAAUACGACUUUGCGGCUACGGAAAAGAAUCGUCUUGAGGAGGGUCAACGCGCGAGAAGAAAAGCGAGAGAGGCACGUGGAGAGGAGUUCAUCCCGGCUUGGUUCACGAAGGCUAAGUGCGAGGUCACGGGCGAGGAGUACUGGAAGUUCAACGGCAAGUACUGGGAGCAGAGAGAGAAGGCCGGUAGGGGAGACAAGAGCGCAUGGGCGGGAUUGGAGCCAGUCUACGAGGGCUAG